UAAAGAAGGAGGACGUCAGGCGCGUAUGACGUCAGACGCUCGUUAGAUCCGUUUCCAUGGUUAGGAUAAACAUAACGGGCCGUGAUUUUGUGUCCGUUUCGGUGCUUUUUACCCGGAGCUAGCGAGCCUGAAUAGCCGCCGUGUCGCCGUCACAGAUGUCCUCCUGCGGCCCUGAAGACACGGCAGCGUACUGGAAAAAUGCCGUAAAACAGGACGAACUGUGGAAAGAUCUGGUGUCCAAAGAGAGGAAGCAAACCCUGCAAUGGGAGGAGACCUGGGGUUUACUCCUGAAAUCUGAUAAACUGCAGGGUGGGCCAAGGGACGAGAAGCCUUUACCCAUCGUCUCGGUCUUCUCUGACUUCUUCCCCAACACCUCUAAUCAGAUGUACGGCGCAAGACAGUUCACGCCUCUGGGGAGGGAGAUGGUCAGACGGGACAGGCUGAUUCUCUGGCCCGGAAGCAACAGACGCAGGAAAAUUGGCUGAUCUGGAGAUGCAGCCAAGUCAAAGCCGGGACAAGUCUCCAAAGCAGGGGGCUGCAUUGGGUUUAAUUAAAGAGAAAGCUAGUAAGAAGUCAAGAAUUAUUUUGUGUCCUGUUAAUUUCUUUUUAGCUUUUGAGAUAAUUUACUUCAUGCAUGGAGAGGGAGACCUGGAUCAGGAAUUUUAAAAAGGAAAGCCACUCCAGACUCAUUAAAUAGGACACAAACAGAUCAGGUUCAUGUCAUUUGAGCUCUGUGGAGCGGUUACACAGAUACCUGAGCUAACUCGGAGGAGUGAAAGGUUGUCUCACCCCGUCUACUCGCUGCUGAAGGACUACACGUUCGACAGGGAAUCCAAGAAAACAAGCGAAUAAGACGAAAUCCAAG
This is a messenger RNA of Fundulus heteroclitus (mummichog), 865 nucleotides long. It is a transcript of the gene cimip5, whose product is annotated as chromosome unknown C2orf50 homolog. The coding region runs from base 156 to 485 and encodes 109 amino acids. The record is from RefSeq and is a predicted model, not a curated record. The transcript has 3 exons. NCBI's taxonomy places the organism in Eukaryota, Metazoa, Chordata, Actinopteri, Cyprinodontiformes, Fundulidae.